Molecule: messenger RNA, 1941 nt
Organism: Xiphias gladius (swordfish)
Lineage: Eukaryota; Metazoa; Chordata; Actinopteri; Istiophoriformes; Xiphiidae
Gene: hadhb
Product: hydroxyacyl-CoA dehydrogenase trifunctional multienzyme complex subunit beta
Exons: 16
Coding region: 122-1543 (473 amino acids)
Biological process (GO): fatty acid beta-oxidation
Molecular function (GO): acyltransferase activity, transferring groups other than amino-acyl groups
Source: RefSeq, a predicted model, not a curated record
ACAUUGGUGGGGUCCUUGAAAGAGGUUAGGGGGGUUUGUAGUCCGGUAGCGCUGACGAGUGUGCCCGACCGUCUGACAGGGAGGUAGUGUCAGCAAAGAAAUAACACAAGCACAGAACAAAAUGGCUUCCAUGUUGCUGAACUCGAUGCGGAGCUGCUCUGUCAGCCCUUCCUGGGCGGUGCGAUUUGGGGCACGCUCUCUCAGUACGACGGCCCAGCUUCAGGCUCAGGUUCAGACAAAGAGCAAGAAGACGCUGGCUCGGCCUGGUGUGAAGAACAUAGUACUGGUGGAGGGAGUUCGAACCCCUUUCCUCAUGUCUGGAACCACAUAUGCUGACCUAAUGCCCCAUGACCUGGCCAGAGCAGCUCUGCAGGGUCUGCUGAGCAGGACGGGUAUACCCAAAGACGCUGUAGACUACAUCAUCUAUGGAACAGUCAUUCAGGAGGUCAAAACCAGCAAUGUAGCAAGAGAGGCAGCGCUGGGUGCAGGCUUCUCUGACAAGAUCCCGGCUCACACCGUCACCAUGGCUUGCAUCUCUUCCAACCAGGCAAUGACCUCAGCUGUUGGUCUGAUUGCUGCAGGCCAGUGUGACAGUGUUGUUGCUGGCGGGGUGGAGUUCAUGUCCGAUGUUCCUAUCCGCCACAGCCGUAAGAUGAGGAAGACCAUGCUGUCCCUCAACAAAGCAAAGACCCUUGGCCAGAGGCUCAGCCUGAUUGGCAGCAUCCGGCUGGCACACCUCUCCCCGGAGCUUCCGGCCGUGGCUGAGUUCUCCACAGCUGAAACGAUGGGCCACAGUGCUGAUCGUCUGGCUGCUGCGUUCGGGGUCUCCAGAGUGGAGCAGGAUGAGUUCGCUCUGCGAUCGCACACUCUCGCUAAAAAGGCCCAGGAUGAUGGUCUGCUGCAGGAUGUCAUCUCCUUCAAGGUGCCAGGUCGUGAUAUUGUUUCCACUGACAAUGGCAUCCGUCCAUCCUCCAUGCAGCAAAUGGCCAAACUGAAGCCCGCCUUCAUUAAACCUCAUGGCACAGUCACCGCUGCCAACUCCUCCUUCCUGACUGAUGGUGCCUCUGCUGUGCUUAUCAUGUCUGAAGAGAAAGCUUUGGCCAUGGGUUACAAGCCCAAAGCCUACCUCAGAGACUUUGUCUACGUGUCCCAGGACCCCAAAGAUCAGCUGCUUUUGGGGCCAACGUACGGUACACCCAAAGUCCUGGAACGGGCCGGCUUGUCCAUGAGUGACAUCGAUGUCUUUGAGUUCCACGAGGCAUUUGCAGGCCAGAUAAUGGCCAACCUGAAGGCUAUGGACUCAGAUUGGUUCGCCCAGACGUACUUGGGAAGGAAAUCAAAGGUGGGGACUCCUCCCAUGGAGAAGUUCAACCAGUGGGGAGGCUCUCUGUCUUUGGGUCAUCCGUUUGGUGCCACUGGCUGCAGGCUGGUAACCACAGUGGCGCACCGGCUGCAGAAGGAGGGAGGACAGUACGGACUGGUGGCGGCUUGUGCCGCUGGAGGACAGGGUCAUGCCAUGGUGAUCGAGGCCUACCCCCAGUAAAGCACCUGAGGCAUCAUCCGCCAACCCGGUCCUCAGGUUCAUCACGAUGGCUACACACGCUAACAUCCAGACAACAGAGUGUACAUACUAGCACCACUUUGCCUUGAUCAGAGAGGAGUCAGAAACAAUUUGUGAGUGUGUCUGUGUGUAUGUGAGGAAGCUUGUGUAAAUUAAACUUUGCUUUUGAGGCUGUUAAAUUAAAGCAGAGGAAUUUUGCCUUUGAUUUUUGUGGACUUCGGGGUGCAUCAUGUCAGCAUUGUCACCGAGUCGAAUGUAACAUAGCAAAGUUUAAGCACUCAGAGGAGCCACAGUGCUAAUGUUUAUAUACGCUGUGAUAUGUUGUUUUUUUUUCUUAUGAACUGUAGAAAUUAAAUGAUAUGAUGAUGAUGAUAACCACA